Molecule: messenger RNA, 1645 nt
Organism: Durusdinium trenchii
Lineage: Eukaryota; Dinophyceae; Suessiales; Symbiodiniaceae
Source: the annotation of a GenBank genome assembly
AGACCUCGGUCGACGCCUCUGGUCACCGCCCAUCCCCUCGGCGGCGCCGAAGCGUUCCGCCGCCAGCCGCAGCCGAUGAGACCGGCGAUCCUACGUGCUCCUCUUCUUUGCAGUGUCUUCCUGGAGAUAGCUGCUGCCUUUGAUCUCCUGUCGUCGAUAGGAAGAUUCUUCAAUGUGGCAUCAGAUGAGGCGGUUCCGAGCAGCGAGAGCAGCCCCGCACCCUACGCACUCUUCACGCAUGAAGCGGGGCAACUCCACUGCGACGACCGCACCUUGAGGCACCCAUGUGUGGCAGAGCUCAAAGCCUUCCUCGAGGACAAGAACCACACACAGAAGCGACAGAACGCCUUAAGCUGUGUGCACGAGGUCAUGGAGACCUCCCAGGACUACUGGGAGCUCAAGAAUAUGACCCACCUUCUCUUGGACUUGGACACCAAAGAUCACGUCUUUGACAAGGAGUCUCGCGACAACGACUUCAUCUCUGCGGGCAUCGGCUUCGCCAAGAAGCUGAUGGCGCAUCCCGAGUGCCUCAACGAUUUUGACACCAAGGGAGAGCUCGAGUGCCGCUGCGUGCCUUUGUAUGGCAAAGUGAGCACGCUGAAGCUCAAGAAUGCUGGGAAGUUGGAGGAGGCACAGGAACUGUUUCAGCAAGUGAGAGACAUGGCAUGGCAAGGUCGCGAGCGCCAGUACGCGCCUGGGGAGGCCGUGCCCUGGGAUGAUUUCCACCAUACGCCUCAGAUCUGGGUGCGUGGCCUCCGAAGCAUGCCGGUGUGGCCGCGCGCGACCUGGAAGGAUUUGCCCAUUUGCAGCCUUUUAGAGGAGCACUUCCCCAUCAUCCAAGAGGAGACCGCUAGAGCGCUGGCCAACGAAGCCACAUCAGGUUUUGAGGAUGCAUACCGAUUCCUCUACGAGAAGGGGGAAUGGAAUCGGGUUCUUCUCUACCACGGCAGAAAGUUCACUGAAGAAUGCGACCGUGUUUUCCCCAAGACCUGUGCCCUGCUCAGGAAGUGGCUUCCAUCAAAGCCUGGCUUGCCCUGGACAUCGGACCAGAAUGAGCAGGUCAUGGUCAUCAAGAUGAAGCAGGGCACGGAUGUGGAGACCCAUUCGGGGCCGGCCAACAACAUCCUCAACAUCCACCUGGGCAUCUCGGGGCUGGAGGGCGCCAAGCUCUUCGUGGCCAACGAGACCUAUAGCUGGGAUCAGGGCAAGGUCAUCGCCUGGGAUGGUAGCUAUGACCACCGAGUUCAUUGCCUAGACUGCAAGGAGACACGAGUCAUCAUGAUGGUGAGAUAUAUGCAUCCGGACAUGUCGCCGGAGCACUACAAGGGACACACGAGGACACACUUCGAAGAGAUCCCCAUCGAGAUGCAGUGAGGAUCCUUUUGAAUUAUUUCUUAAUGCGGAAUUGCCCAAGGCGGCAACAGACAGCACAAAAAAAGGCCUGUGUGCUUGUUGUUGCGCAACAGCACAUUGGGGCCUGAGCUUGUCUCCCUGUGAGAUCACAGAGAGCAAGCAUGUUCAUAGAGGAGAGUUGCUUGCUGGUUCGGUCAAGUGGGAUUGUUCUUGGCAAUGUGGAAACGCUCUCAGACGAGGACUCAUCGUAUUUGAUCGGCAGAUUUCGGUUAAAUAUAGAAUAUAAUGAAGC